AAAAAAAACGCAUUUAAAAUAUAUGGUUCUUAGACCAAAUCAAAAUAAACUAACAAAAUAUUGCUCUUCUAGGAUGGAAAAUAAAAAUGAAUUAGUGGAUAGAAAUUUUCUUAGCCUAGUUCACGUCCAAUAUAUCAGAUGCAUUGGCUUCGGGUCCAAUGUAAAUUCCCUUCCUUGAUUUUCCCCCUGUUUCCUUUCUACAACCCUAAAGGUUUUUGAAACCAUGAACCAAGAUGAUGAGAAGAGUCCCUGGAAAGUACCUGAUUGCAGCCAGCCCAAGCAUACAAAUUCGCCCAUCUUUUCUACACUCAUAUUCUUGGCAGUAAUGUUGCUCAUUGUUGCAGGCAAUAUCUUCUCCAACAUAUCUCUAGAGUCGAGCACCUUCAAUGUCGAAGCAAGCUCCGAGGUGAUACCGACGAAGAACAUCAACUCCAACAUUAUGAUAGCAUCCAAAAAGAGCAAGAGGAAUGAUAAUCACUGGGAAAUGCCAAACCCCUUGACUCCACCGAAGAAUACAACAAGCAAAGACAGAAUUGCAUGGCUCUGUAUGCACCUGCCAGAGUUUGAGGUUUUCAGGUCAACCAAUCUCUCCAAGCAGUUUAAUGGCAGGGUCCUGAAAUUUUUCAAUGAAACAUGUGAAGUUAGAUUCUUCAUGACAUGGAUAGCACCAGCACAGGUUUUCGGCAGAAGAGAAUUCCGAGCCGUGGAAAGUGUUUUCAAAGCUCAUCCUAAUGGAUGCUUAAUGAUUGUUUCAGGAUCCAUGGAUUCUCCGCAAGGAGAUAGCAUCCUCAAACCGCUACUUGAUCGCGGUUUCAGAGUUCUGGCAGCCACACCAGACUUCCAGCUGUUGCUUGAGAACACCCCCGCCAAAGCUUGGUUUGAUGAAAUCAGAAGCUGCAAAAGAGAUCCCGGAAGGAUACCAUUAUCCCAAAAUCUAUCAAAUCUUGCGAGGCUCGUGAUUAUAUACAAGUAUGGAGGGGUUUACAUAGACACGGAUUUCAUUGUUAUGCGAAGCUUUAAAGGGUUGAAGAACUCAAUUGGGGCACAGACAGUGGAUGAACAGUCAAAAAACUGGAUCAGGUUGAAUAAUGCAGUCCUGAUCUUCGAGAAGAAUCACCCACUUGUCUACGGAUUCAUUGAGGAAUUUGCUUCAACUUUUGAUGGUAACAGAUGGGGCCACAAUGGCCCUUACUUGGUAAGCAGAGUAGCUAAGAGAGUAGAAGGAGAAAUUGGAAAGAACUUCACAGUCUUGUCACCAACAGCAUUCUACCCAUUUAAUUGGAUAGAAAUCCAAAGCCUGUUUAGGAAGCCAAAGAGCUCAAAUGAAACAAGAUUAUCCGAAGCCGAGCUGCUCAAACUGAACAAAGAAAGUUAUGGGAUGCAUCUUUGGAACAAGAAAGCCAGAAAUCUUCCAAUCGAAAAGGGUAGUGUCAUAGACAGAAUAAUCUCAGAAAACUGUGUUAUUUGCGGAGAGACUCCGAGAUGAAGAAAAGCAAAAUGGCUUCAAAUGACAACUGAAAGUGACUGUUUCCAGGUUUCACAUUUCUCCCCUCUUGUAUUUCCAUUUCCACUAUUUGUUGUUUCUCGUGUAGACAAGAGCAAAAGGAAUUUGUGUCCUGAACUAGAAUGCUAAUAGAACUAGAACCCUGGACACCUCUUCCACCAUGUGUCCUGAGAAAAAGGACUUUUGCUUGGCUUUUCUAUUUUGUCUUUAAUGUUUAAGUUCAAAUGCCCUUCCACCCAAGUUGGAAGUCGAAGGAAAACCUAUUGGACAAUAAUCUUUGAUUUGGUAGAAAAGGUUUUGUCAGUUACUCGGUUUAAAUGGAAGUCUUUCAUUUGAAUAAAUGGAAGUUCCGUUGCAAGUUCAUCAUAAGAAAAAAGCUCAAGGAAGAAAUCAAAUAGGAGUCAGAAAUCAUGUCCACCAUCAAAUGGACAUAUGGGUUCUGAAUGAAAGAAAAAAGCUUCCGGGACAAUCGAGUGUUUUAAUUCGUGACAGAAA
Messenger RNA from Tarenaya hassleriana, 1999 nucleotides. Its product is annotated as lactosylceramide 4-alpha-galactosyltransferase. The record is from RefSeq and is a predicted model, not a curated record. The transcript has a single exon. NCBI's taxonomy places the organism in Eukaryota, Viridiplantae, Streptophyta, Magnoliopsida, Brassicales, Cleomaceae. The coding region runs from base 224 to 1486 and encodes 420 amino acids.